This is a messenger RNA of Lycium barbarum (goji berry), 549 nucleotides long. Its product is annotated as glycine-rich protein-like. Bases 56 to 349 code for a protein of 97 amino acids. The record is from RefSeq and is a predicted model, not a curated record. The transcript has 2 exons. Lineage: Eukaryota; Viridiplantae; Streptophyta; Magnoliopsida; Solanales; Solanaceae.
UCAUCCCUCAAUUUUAAGUAUCAUAAAAAUAAGCUUUAAACAAAGAAGGAAAAGUAUGGGUUCCAAGACAUUUCUGUUUCUUGGCCUUUUUUUGGCUAUUUUUUUCAUGAUAAGCUCUGAGGCUAUAGCUAGGGAGUUGGCUGAGACUUCCAACUCGGUGAAACCGGAUAACGAGAAUGAAGUACACGUUAACGGAUACAAUGGCGUUAGCGGUGAUGGACAUUAUGGUUAUAAACUUAAAGGAUGCCGUCACGGUUGCUGCAGAAAGCACAAACAUGUUUGCAAAAAGUGUUGCUCCUAUGCAGGUGAGGCCAUGGACAAAGUCACUGAAGCCCAGCCUCACAACUAAUUGGAGUAACUAAAAAAAGGGGCAGCCCGAUGCACUAAACUCCCGCUAUGCGCGGGCUCCGGGGAAGAUCGUAAUAAUCUUGCUGUUUUAGACCUGUUGCUUGUAACAAGUAUGAAUAAAGUCAUUCAGUUGCUAUGAAUGGUUAGUCAUGUAAUGUUUUAAUUUGUUGUGCAAUAUUAAUAUAUCAUAUUGUGAUAAAA